AUGUUUGGAGAUGGACAUCCAGUUGUCACAUUCCAUCAAUUGAGAAAUUGGGCUGAAUGCCAUCAUUGGGAAGGAUUCAAGGUUGCUAACUUUGAAAAAUAUGAUUUCUCUAAGGAUUCAUGCUUGUAUUUCUCUUGGGGUAAAUAAAAGGCUUCAACUCUAAGUCUUUCUUAUUUGGUUGUUAUUGACAUGUUUAAUGCCUUGAAUGCCUUAUCUGAAGUAUAUUUAUUGUAUUAAACUCUUUCUAGGAUGGAUGA
Molecule: messenger RNA, 257 nt
Organism: Paramecium octaurelia
Lineage: Eukaryota; Ciliophora; Oligohymenophorea; Peniculida; Parameciidae
Source: the annotation of a GenBank genome assembly